Messenger RNA from Chrysemys picta bellii (western painted turtle), 2943 nucleotides. The record is from RefSeq and is a predicted model, not a curated record. NCBI's taxonomy places the organism in Eukaryota, Metazoa, Chordata, Testudines, Emydidae.
AGAGGGAACGCCGCGAGGCUGGGAGCCGCGCUGUGCCCCGGCCACAGGCCGCUCGCGGACAGCCCGUCGUUCCGCUAAACCCAAACCAGCCGUUAACGUCCCCACCCGGAGCCGAGCCGCUGGCGCCGUUGGGCCGAACGAGGGACUCCGCGCUCCUCCCCUUCAGUCCCCCCGCCGCAGGAGCGGAACGGGCGGCCUCGCCUGCCCCUCCGGAGGCAGCAGGAGGAGGGAGCGGGGCGGCGCCGGGCCCGGCUCCUCCCAGUGGCGGGAGAGGGGGAGCGGAGGCGCACACGGGCAGGAUUAGCUCAUCUCGGCGGCGGCGGUGUAGCGACAGCCUCCCCCUGCUCCGGGCGCCCUCUCCUCGUCCCCGGCCGUGCGGCGCGGCGGCCCGUCCCCAGCCGGCUCCAUGGCUGUGUGCAAUGGAGACGCCAAGCUGGAGAAUGCUGGAGAUCUCCAGGAUGGCCAAUAUCACUAUGACGGGGCAGUGGUAAUACUCGAUGCUGGAGCUCAGUAUGGAAAAGUCAUAGAUCGUCGAGUACGAGAAUUGUUUGUCCAAUCUGAGAUCUUUCCUUUGGAGACUCCAGCCUUUGCAAUCAAGGAGCAAGGAUUCCGGGCUAUCAUCAUAUCUGGAGGACCAAACUCUGUGUAUGCGGAAGAUGCACCUUGGUUUGACCCAGCAAUAUUUACAAUCGGCAAACCAGUUCUUGGAAUCUGCUAUGGCAUGCAGAUGAUGAAUAAGGUAUUUGGAGGUACAGUGCACAAAAAAGAUGUUAGAGAAGAUGGAGUUUUCAACAUUACUCUGGAUAACACAUGCUCACUGUUCAGGGGCCUUCAGAAGGAGGAGUUUGUGCUCCUCACUCAUGGAGAUAGUGUAGAUAAAGUAGCUGAUGGGUUCAAAAUUGUUGCACAAUCUGGGAACAUUAUAGCAGGUAUAGCAAAUGAAUCUAAAAAACUGUAUGGAGUUCAGUUUCACCCGGAAGUUGGCCUUACAGAGAAUGGAAAAGUGAUACUGCAGAAUUUCCUCUAUGAUAUUGCUGGAUGCAGUGGUAACUUCACAGUAGAAAAUAGACAGCUUGCGUGUGUUCAAGAUAUCAAAGAGAAAGUGGGUUCAUCAAAAGUCCUGGUUUUACUCAGUGGAGGUGUGGACUCAACAGUGUGUACUGCUCUCCUGAACCAGGCUUUAAACCAAGACCAAAUCAUAGCUGUACACAUAGAUAAUGGAUUCAUGCGCAAGAGGGAAAGUCUGUCUGUGGAGGAGGCACUCAAAAAACUUGGAAUUCAAGUCAAAGUGGUAAAUGCAGCCCAUUCAUUCUACAAUGGUACAACAACUCUGCCAAUCUCUGAUGAAGACAGAACUCCCCGAAAAAGAAUUAGCAAGACUUUAAAUAUGACUACAAGUCCUGAGGAAAAAAGAAAAAUUAUUGGUGACACGUUUGUGAAGAUUGCCAAUGAGGUAAUUGGAGAAAUGAAUCUGAAACCUGAAGAGGUCUUUCUUGCUCAGGGAACCCUAAGACCUGAUCUCAUUGAAAGUGCUUCCCUUGUUGCAAGUGGCAAAGCUGAAGUAAUAAAAACUCAUCACAAUGACACAGAGCUGAUCAGAAAGCUGAGAGAAGAGGGUAGAGUAAUAGAACCACUAAAGGACUUCCACAAGGAUGAAGUAAGAGUGCUCGGGAGAGAACUUGGUCUCCCAGAAGAGCUGGUCUCAAGGCAUCCUUUCCCAGGUCCUGGCCUAGCAAUCAGAGUAAUAUGUGCUGAAGAACCUUAUGUUUGCAAAGACUUCCCCGAAACUAACAACAUUUUGAAAAUAGUAGCAGAUUUUUCUGCAAGUGUUAAAAAGCCACACACUCUGUUACAAAGGGUCAAAGCAUGCACAACUGAAGAGGACCAGGAGAAGCUGAUGCAGAUCACAAGCCUACAUUCACUGAAUGCCUUCUUGCUGCCAAUCAAAACGGUGGGAGUGCAGGGUGACUGUCGCUCAUAUAGCUAUGUAUGUGGGAUCUCCAGUAAAGAUGCUCCACACUGGGAGUCUCUUAUGUUCCUAUCCAGGCUCAUACCACGCAUGUGCCACAACAUUAACAGAGUUGUCUAUGUGUUCGGUCCACCAGUCAAAGAACCUCCUACAGAUGUUACACCCACUUUCCUGACAACCGGAGUCCUCAGCACUUUACGGCAAGCUGAUUUUGAGGCUCAUAAUAUUCUCAGGGAGUCUGGUUAUGCCGGAAAAAUCAGCCAGAUGCCAGUAAUUUUGACACCAUUGCAUUUUGACCGAGACCCCCUACAGAAACAACCUUCCUGCCAGAGAUCUGUGGUUAUUCGAACCUUUAUCACUAGUGACUUCAUGACAGGCAUUGCAGCAACUCCUGGCAAUGAGAUCCCAGAAGAGGUUGUGUUGAAGAUGGUGACAGAGAUUAAGAAGAUUCCUGGCAUUUCUCGGGUGAUGUAUGACUUGACAUCAAAGCCACCAGGGACUACUGAAUGGGAGUAACAAAUUUUGUUUUUCUAUUAAAGUACUGUGUGCAGUUUAAAUUAUAUCAGAAACCAUUCCCAGUGUUGACAUGCAGUACUGUGAAAAGAGUGACUGGAGCUGCUACGUAACAUCUGAUUCCUCUCCUGGAGCAUAAAUCUGCAGUUAAGAGCUAUGUUGGGGAUAACUGUAAGUGGGGCUGAGGAUUUGUACGGGUAAAUAAUCAUGGCAGCAUUGCCUGUGCGCAGACAGAUUCAUAUUGCUUUUGCCUUUUGUCUUUACUGAUUCUUCCUGUUUUCAUGUGUUUUAUUGUUACUGUCAUUUCAAUGUCUCUGUUUUUGUACACUGUGUAAAAAGAGACAGUUUAUUUACUUUUACCAAAAUCAUUGUUACAGCCUAAAAAUGUAAAAUGAAUAAUUAAUGUGACCAACUGCUUUUGAACAGAUUUAUUAUUAUAAAUAAAUAUUUUGCCAAAUGGA